CCUUCAGAAACUACCCAGAGAGAAAUGGCUGCAGGAAAUCACUCCUCAGUGACGGAGUUCAUCCUCGCUGGGCUCACAGAACAGUCACAACUCCAGCUGCCCCUUUUCUUCCUCUUCCUAGGAAUCUAUGUGGUCACGGUGGUGGGGAACCUGGGCAUGAUCACACUGAUUGGGCUCAGUUCUCACCUGCACACCCCCAUGUACUAUUUCCUUACCAAUUUAUCCUAUAUUGAUCUCUGUCAUUCCACUGUUGUCACCCCCAAAAUGCUUGUGAACUUUGUGACAAAGCAGAACAUCAUCUCCUAUCCUGAAUGCAUGACUCAGUUGUAUUUCUUCAUUGUUUUUAUUAUUGCAGAGUGUCACAUGUUGGCUGCAAUGGCAUAUGACCGCUAUGCUGCCAUCUGUAACCCCUUGGUUUACAAUGUCACCAUGUCUUAUCACAUCUGCUUCCGCCUCACAGUGGGAGUUUAUAUUUUGGCCAUCAUUGGAUCCACAGUCCAUACAGGAUUUAUGUUGAGACUCCUUUUCUGCAAGAACAAUGUGGUUAACCAUUAUUUCUGUGAUCUCUUCCCACUCUUUGAGCUAUCCUGUUCCAGCAUCUAUGUCAAUGAAUUAUUGGUCAUAUUCUUGAGUGCAUUUAACCUCCUGACUCCUGCCUUAACUAUCCUUGCCUCCUACAUUUUUAUCCUCUCCAACAUCCUCCAAAUCCGCUCCAACAAGGGCAGGUCUAAAGCCUUCAGCACCUGCAGUUCCCACCUCUUAGGUAUUGCCAUUUUCUAUGGAUCUGCAGCAUUUAUGUAUCUGCAGCCAUCAUCUGUGAGCUCCAUGGACCAAGGGAAAGUGUCCUCUGUGUUUUAUACCAUCCUUGUGCCCAUGCUGAAUCCCUUGAUCUAUAGUCUGCGGAAUAAAGAUGUCAAGUUUGCUCUGAGGAAAAUUCUGGACAGUAGAAAACAUUCAUGA
Molecule: messenger RNA, 960 nt
Organism: Bubalus bubalis (water buffalo)
Lineage: Eukaryota; Metazoa; Chordata; Mammalia; Artiodactyla; Bovidae
Product: putative olfactory receptor 8G2
Exons: 1
Coding region: 25-960 (311 amino acids)
Biological process (GO): sensory perception of smell; G protein-coupled receptor signaling pathway
Cellular component (GO): membrane
Molecular function (GO): odorant binding; G protein-coupled receptor activity; olfactory receptor activity
Source: RefSeq, a predicted model, not a curated record